GAAAAUGGAAAAAAAGGACGAGAAAUCAAAGCAUGUCGAGAGUGGAGAGUCAUCCCAAGCCAAUCCAUUCCAAGAGGGUGACCUACUCUGUCCUGCACCUGAAUAUGAUGAUGUCAUAGCCGCUGGUAAUAUGAAAGGGUCCACAUACACCAAGAAGGAAAAAAAAUGGAUAGUCCAAAAGCAUAAGGAGGAAAAAGCUCUUGAAGCUAUAUAUGGAACCAAAAAAAACCCUAAGAGAGAUAAGAGAGAUAAGCGAAUUAAGCAGCGAUAUUGUUGCCGAAAAUUACCAGUAACACAGAAGAGGAUGUUUUGUGAGGACAAUUUUAUCUCCUCUGCGCAGAUAGAGACUCUCCUCCAAAAGGAAGAUGUCACUGUAUUCCAGCUUAUGGACGAGGAUGAGGUCCUCCAGGAGUGUAGGGCUCAGAAUAGAAAACUUCUAGAUUUUUUGACUCAAGCCGAAGUCCUUGAAGAAAUGGUGUACUUGGUAGUAAAUGAACCUUCGGCAGAGGGUGAGAUGCAAAUGCGGUUUAAGUAUGCUAACCUUGCUGCAGAGCUUCUCACAGCAGAUGUGCCAGCUAUUAUUGAUAAGUUGGUGGCUUCAACCAGCCUCUUAGAUAUAUUGUACAAAUUUCUAGAGAAAGAGAAGCCACUUAAUCCAUUGCUGGCAUCCUUCUUCUCCAAGGUCCUAGGCAUGCUGGUUCAGCGUCGCUCCGAACAGGUAUUGGACUUUUUAAAAUCCAAAGGUGAUUUUGUUGAACUGGCUGUACAACAUGUAGGGACCUCAGCUAUUAUGGAUUUGCUGCUCAAACUUAUCUGUAACAUUGAGGAGGACAAAAUCCGGCAGAGAGUACAUCAGUGGUUGAAUGAGGGCCAACUAGUAGAGCGGCUAGUAGACAAGUUAUCACCAGAUGCUGACCCAGAGGACCACGCCAGUGCCGACAAUCUCCUCUGCGAAAUUAGCACCUCCUGCAGGGACACGUCCACCGAUGGACACCAGCAGACUAACCCUCUUCGGGCGACUUUGGAAAGUGAAGACACAGUAAAUAAAUUGCUAGAUUUACUCCUCCACGAAGACCGGAACGACUCUUCACUUUCUCACGUGAUCAACAUCCUGCUUACUCUCCUGUCUGCUCGAACACAGCAGCAGCAGAUUCAGCAUCUACAGCAACAGCAACAAGGGUUGCAACAGUAUGCAGCCGUUGAUUCAAGUGAUAGUGAAUCAAGUGACGGGAGGAAACAUGCUGUUGCAAGAAUUAUUGCCAAACGUCUACCAAGUCUUCAAAACAUUCUACUACACCCACCAAAGAAAGCGUUGUUACUGACUGCGUAUAGCCAGGAAGUGGAGCCCCUGGGAAAUACCCACCUUCAGGUCGUGUCGCUGGUCACUGCUCUGGUUGCCCUCAGUGACCCUGUAGUCCAUGAUUCGCUUUAUGAACUUAAUACAGUUGAAUAUCUGUUGGACUUGUUUUUCAAAUUUAUGUUGAACCACUUCUUACACACCCAAGUGGAGCAGUGCCUGACCGCCAUUCUGACAAAGGCCCCAGCAGCAUCCUCUCCAGAAGGCGACACAGACCACCGGUUGCUCACCCAGCUCUUCAAUGACGGACGCAUCAUUGAGCGCGUGUUAGAAGCUUUUGAUGAGUCCAGCGAAAGACAAGAAUGCAAACAGAUACACAUGGGUCAUUUACGACAACUGGCUAACACUAUUGUACAGCAAGCAGAGUUUGGUCCAAAUGAACACCGCAUAAAGCAGCUUAUACAGGGCCUGCCUGGGGAUAAAGCCACCCAGUGGGACGACUUUGUCUCCAACGUGCUGGCAGAACUCAAUCGCAAGAACGAAAUAACUCCUCUUCCGUGGAUCCACAUGCUUAGUGGUAAUGCUACUGCCGGAGAGCAGGAUUGGGGUUUGGCAACGGUUGAGGCAGACGAGACAGACGAGAGCCCACAGGUGCUGGAGGAAAAGCAGGAGGAAAGAGAUGAAGAAAAUGAGGUGGAGGAGAAAUGGACUCAGAAACCAGAUCAUGUAUGUAAAAGAGACAGACGGACAUCUCCAAUAUUUUUAUUAUUAUUAUUAUUAUUAUUAUUAUUAUUAUUAUUACUGUGACCCAAAGGCAUUGUGAAUCCAUGGCAUUAAGUGGGUUCCUGAAGUGAAAAUUUACACUGUGGACUGGCCACUACUAUUCUUGAAAAGUCUUAUGAAAUAUGUU
This is a messenger RNA of Penaeus indicus, 2207 nucleotides long. RefSeq names its product serine/threonine-protein phosphatase 6 regulatory subunit 3-like. Gene Ontology annotation, molecular function: protein phosphatase binding; protein phosphatase regulator activity. The record is from RefSeq and is a predicted model, not a curated record. Gene Ontology annotation, cellular component: nucleus; cytosol. The transcript has 17 exons. Bases 5 to 2104 code for a protein of 699 amino acids. NCBI's taxonomy places the organism in Eukaryota, Metazoa, Arthropoda, Malacostraca, Decapoda, Penaeidae.